Molecule: messenger RNA, 1127 nt
Organism: Melanotaenia boesemani (Boeseman's rainbowfish)
Lineage: Eukaryota; Metazoa; Chordata; Actinopteri; Atheriniformes; Melanotaeniidae
Product: protein phosphatase 1 regulatory subunit 12B-like
Exons: 7
Coding region: 253-801 (182 amino acids)
Cellular component (GO): cytoplasm
Molecular function (GO): protein kinase binding; phosphatase regulator activity; enzyme inhibitor activity
Source: RefSeq, a predicted model, not a curated record
CACUUGUGCUGUUCUUUCACUCUCAUCUGGGAUGCAAUGUCUUACCAUCACAAGAGGAACAUGCUUACUUUUUUUUCUUUUUUACUUUAAGGAGAUAACCGCACCUGAAUUUAUUCCUGGUGGAUUAUAACUAAAUCCCUCUUUGUCAUCUUUGUGUCGAUUUUUGCUUUAACAAGAACCAAUAUAAAAAGUUUUAGAGCUACCCUGGAUCACAGUACAGCUGCAUGCCGUAGUUUCAGCAGCUGAGGAGCAAUGUCAUCUCUACUUUCUCACAGCAAAGAUCAGCCACUUGUUAGAAAGCCUCUCUCUGACUCUUGUUCAGCUUCAUCUGCUGCCAACACCAAGAGCCUGAGGCAUGAGAGGCUGCCAAGACUGGGCUCAUCUGGGUCAUCUGAUCUCUCCAACGACACAUCAACAAACCACGCUGAGUCCUAUUUCCUACGCAGGGAAAACAGACUGUCUGCAAAGAAGAAAGCAGAAGAAGAGACCUUGAACAAUGACUAUAAAAAGAUGUAUGAAAAGGCACUGGUCACCAAUCAAAGGCUCAAGUCUCGACUGGAAACGAAUAAACAGGAGCUCACCCUGAUUCAGGACCAGCUGCAGAAAGCACAGAAGGAGCGACCAAACGACUGUGCCUCUAACAUGCUUGAAGCAGAAAAAAAGGAAAGUUGGAGCCUUAAAAAGAGGAUAUCAGAUAUGGAAGAACAGUUAAAGGUUAAAGCAGAGCUGAAGACGGAGAACCAGAGACUGAAAGAUGAGAAUGGAGCUCUGAUCCGUGUCAUCAGUAAACUCUCUAAAUAAGACAGGAAACAGGAGGUGAGAGGAAGAGUAAAGGAUGCUAGGAGCCAUAUUUAUAUUUUUCAUGAAUUAAAAACAUAAAUCAAUCCUUAAAAUCUAGUUCUCUAGAAAUUCUGGAAAGUUGAGACCAUUCCAGAAGUUAUUAGUGUGUAUAAAUAUAAAUGUUAAAAAGACAGUGUCAGUUCUUGAGUAUUGUUAAUGUUAAUUUUAGAAUAUCAACUUUGCUGUAUUCACAGUAGCAGCGUAAUCUUACUCACAAAUAUGCACAAUAUUGUUGUUUUUUUUUAUUAUUAUUUUGUACAUUAACCAAAUAAAUACAUGCAAAUGUA